Molecule: messenger RNA, 1116 nt
Organism: Leptomonas pyrrhocoris
Lineage: Eukaryota; Euglenozoa; Kinetoplastea; Trypanosomatida; Trypanosomatidae
Product: mannosyltransferase-like protein
Exons: 1
Coding region: 442-1116 (224 amino acids)
Source: RefSeq, a predicted model, not a curated record
AGUCUCUUUUUUGUGUUGGUAUUGACUGUAGGUAAUUUUGUUCUGCAACUCGCUGUAAAGCUGGAAGCCGUGCAGGUGACAGAAACAGUUCCGUAAGCACCAUGCGGAGGGGCAGCGGUGAACUUUCGGAUGUCAGCGGUGACGAGGUGGUGGUCGCACCGCCGUCCUCACAUUCCGAUCCGUUUUAGCGUCUCCGUAGUGGCCUUGCAGCGCCGGUGUCGCCGCCCUCGCUCAAACGCACUCCCGCUGCGCACAACAGAUGCUCCGCAAGAGGACGCAUUUGCUACGCGAAGCUUGUCACCAUGGCAGUUACUUUUUUAAUUAUGAUAUGCAUCCUUCAUAACUCGUUUGGAAGCACCAUCACAGUUUGAAACGUAAAGAUUGUGCCCGUGCAGCCCGUGCAGGUGGAGUCAGGGAAGGCGGAACCCCUCUGCUCUUAUUAUGCCGCUCGUCGGGAAGCCGCUGAGCAGCGGCACAGGAGUAGAGCUGUUGCGUGAGCUGCUGUUGGCGGAGGCGGUGACGGUGGUGGCGCACGCGGUGGAAGACGGCGGUGCGAUUUACGGCACGGAGCCGGCAGAGACGCUGGAGGUGCUGGUGGACGCCGGUCUGCGGACGCGCGGCGGGGGUGCGGGGACGCACUUGGUGGUGCUGCCGUCCUUCUUGAGCGCGUCGAGGAUGGCGUACACGGAGCCGGACGAUGCGUCGGAGGCGCGGCGCGCGGGAACGGGGCUGUUGGAUGCGCUGCUGCGGACGGCGACGACGCGCAACGGCGGUCGUGUGGCGGCGGCGCAGUGCACCAUCCUGGCGACGGCGGAGCAGCCCGGCUCGCCUUCCCUCUUUCCGCCCGGCUCGGUACCAGCGGAGCUGUCGCGGCACGAUCUGCAACGCCUGCUGGUGCUGGAAAAGGCGGCCAUUGUGGGGAGCACCAACGAUGACAUGAUGCUGCUGCCUUUUCUGGUGCGGCGGUUUAGUGGGUACCUCGCCACGGAUCAACGCGCCUCGUGGGAGGAGGUGGUGGACGCGGUGUCGCUGAACUGCGGUAUUUAUCUACCAUCCCCUUUUGUGGCACCACACUUUUUCACCGCUAGGCAGCUCUCAGCAACUGGGACUAGAUAA